GACGGGGCCUCGCAUGCGAAGCACCCAAGUCCAUGCGAUAACUUUCAAACGCGCAAUAAAAGCGGGAGCCGCAGCGUACGCCAUCCAUCUUCGCGAGGUGACGUCGCCAACAAUUGCCGAAGAUAUCGCAAAGCUGUGCGAUGCCGUUCUUCCGGAUUUAGCGGACCUAAUUCGGAAGUACCCCGAGAUUUUCCCGAACGACCUACCCGCUGGAUUGCCGCCGAGCCGACCAGAAGACCAUCGCAUCGAGCAGGAACCAGGUGCCCAACCAACAGUACAGCAACAAUUUCGGCUCAGCCAACCGGAACUGGAAGAACUGCAGCAGCAAUUGGAUUAUCUUCUCACGAAGGGGUUUAUCCGGCCCAGCACGUCCCCAUACGCCGCCCCAAUCCUGUUCACCCCGAAAAAAGAUGGAGGAUUCCGCAUGUGCAUCGACUACCGCGCCCUCAACCGGAUCACAAUCAAGUCGCGUUACCCAAUCCCGCGAGCUGACGAUCUACUCGACCAACUUCGCGGAGCCAAGUUCUUCUUGAAAAUCGAUUUGCAAGGAGGUUACCAUCAAAUUCGCGUCGCCGCCGAAGAUUGUCACAAAACUGCCUUCCAAACCCGCUACGGCAGUUACGAAUACCUGGUGAUGCCCUUUGGCCUCACGAACGCGCCCUCGACAUUCCAGAUGACCAUGAACGGCGUUUUCAGGGAACUCUUGGAUAAAUGCGUAAUUAUCUACCUCGACGACAUCCUAAUCUACAGCCGCAGCAGGGAGCAACACUUAAAGGAUCUUGAUGCAGUCUUCACGCUGACGCACAAGAAUCGCCUCAUCACAAAAGGGUCUAAGUGCAACAUUCUUAAGCAGGAGUUGGAGUUUUUGGGACACGUCGUAUCUACCGAAGGAGUGAAAAUCGACCCCAAGAAAAUCAAGACAAUCUAUGAAUGGAAGCCGCCGACCGACCUCAAGGAAUUGCAGAGUUUUCUCGGUUUCGUCAACUACGUCCGCCGCUUUAUACCCAAUAUGGCUGGGUUAUCUGCCCCGCUAACCGACCGAUUGAAGGAUCACGAUUGUUUUUGGUGGGGAGAGAAGCAGCAAGCUGCAUUUGACCAACUGAAGGUCGCCCUCACGUCGCCGCCCGUUCUUCGCAUCUCCGAUCCUGACCGUCCAUACGAAGUCAUCACCGAUGCCAACGACAUCGCCAUUGGUGCAAUUCUCCUACAGGAUUUCGGCGACGGGUUACAGCCAGUCGCCUACGAAUCACGGAAGCUGCAGGGCGCAGAGAAAAAUUAUAUAGUCCACGACAAGGAAAUGUUGGCGAUGGUCCACGCGUUCAAGACCUGGCGGUGCUAUUUGACAGGCGCUGACGUCGCGGUGCGAACUGACCACAAAUCCUUACAGUACCUGCGAGCCCAACCGAACCUCAACCCGCGACAGAUCCGAUGGCUUGAUUUCCUCGAGUCGAAUUUCCAUUACACCAUCACCUACAAACGGGGCGCCAACAAUAUCGCCGAUGCCUUGACCCGACCUACUGCCCAUACCGCCGCCAUACUAAUCGCCCAGACCAACCCCUUACUUGCCGGACUAUUUAACCACGGCUACAAGAUCGACCCUUUCUUCCGCUCCGCUAUUCAUCAACAGCACACUACCGCCAUGGGACACUAUUUUAAUAAGCGCGAUACUUCCCGCAUUUGGGUACGCGGCUACGAUUUACUUCGUACCCUUUUAAUACAGGAAUCUCACGACAACCCUACUUCCAGGCAUUUCGGAGUCGACAAAACUACGAAGACGUUGCAGCGCAACUACUAUUGGCCGAACAUGGCUGACGACGUGCGUGAGUACGUGUCCUCCUCCACCGCCUGCCAGAUCAUGAAAUCUUCUCAUCAGCGAGCAGCCGGACUAUUGCAGCCGUUGGAUCCGCCCGAGCGACCAUGGCAACACAUUACGAUGGACUACAUGACAGGACUGCCAGCCGGUCCCAGCGGAAACGACGCCAUCCUCGUGGUCGUCGAUCGACUCACAAAAAUGGCGCACUUCAUUGCUUGCCAACAGACAAUCACAGCCGAGCAAACUACUCAAUUGUUCAUCGCCAACAUCAUUCGCCUGCACAGACUGCCUACCGCAAUUAUUUCUGACCGAGACCCAAAAUUCACAUCGGAUUUCUGGCGCCACCUGUGGGACCAGUUCGGCACCAAACUACAGUUUUCCUCUGCCUACCACCCACAGACCGACGGGCAGACCGAACGAGUCAACCAAACUAUGGAACAGCUUAUUCGGACUACCUGUACUGACCCACAGACAUGGGAGAAAUCCCUUCCGCUGCUGGAAUUCGCGUAUAACAACGCGCCCUCCGCGACAACUCCGCCCCAGAUUCUGCGGACCCUUUCAAGUGACGAAUAUGGUGACACCUGCCACUGCUCACAUGUGACUCCCAGCUGAUUGGCGUCACCACCCGGCGUUCCA
This is a messenger RNA of Closterium sp. NIES-67, 2449 nucleotides long. NCBI's taxonomy places the organism in Eukaryota, Viridiplantae, Streptophyta, Zygnematophyceae, Desmidiales, Closteriaceae. The record is from the annotation of a GenBank genome assembly.